GGUAAGGAAGGGCUUGGAGACUAGGUUUAUGGGUUGCAGACUGCAGUAAAAAGAUGGAAUAGAAGAAUUUUGCAUCCUUCCCCAGUGCAGUGCACAUAGCCCAUUGCAGAGCUGGGAGCUAUUGCUGUCCUCUCAGUCACUGCAGCCUACAGGGGCACCCCAGCUAAGCACGUUUGGAAAUGUCUGUACUAAAACAAAAGCAAACAUCUUCCUUCUCAUGUUAUGACAUUUGGACUUUGGGUCUGCUGCAAAAUAUGAAAUAGGCUCAGUACAAUUUGGAAUGGGUUGUUUGGCUGGAAAAGGGCAAACAGUGUUACUGAUGCUGUAAUAAGUAAAUAAGUCACGAGCUGAGUAUGUGUAGGAGGCAUUCACCAAGCAAUGCACAGAGGGAUUAAAAAGUUGAAAUUAUAAUUAUUAUCACUAUCAAAAAAAAAGCAUUUUCAAACAUACUUUUGUGAGUAGGCAAGAACUGGUAUAUUCACUGGGAAGGAAGUGCAGCAGAUUAACAAAAAUGCAGCUGAAUGUUGCCAUGGGCCCUGGUGAGUUCUUGUUGUUUCACCGUACUGCCUUCAAGGGACUGGAACUGGUUUAUCUUGCUGAGAAAGGUGAUGUUGCCAAAUGGUAUUAGGAUAACUUAAGGAGAAAUCAGAGCAGGUCACUGCUGCCGCAAUGUUUUUAGCAGAUGUCAAGAUGAGGCGCUUGCUGUGAAACCGACUGCCGGCCUCACAACGGGCAGCCCCACUGUCAGCCCAAGCAAACAGCACGAGUUCAAGGACAUUUGGUUGGUGUGGAAAGCCCGUGUGCUACUGCCCAUGCUGAUCUGAAGCUACCGGUGCCGAGGGGCUGCCCCUUAGGCCAACUGCUCAGCCCCUGGGGGUGCCAGCAGCAGAAGCAGCCACAGAUGUGUUGGCUGUGACUAGAAGAGGGGCACGGGGACACGUAUCAGAAACCGGCUCACAGAGGGCGUUCACAGGAGCUGAAGCGGUUUACAGAUCCACAGUCUAAGAGACUUUAAGGUCAGGUAGCUGAAGUGAAAAGUGGUGUUGAAGCAACAGUGAAAAUGAGAUGUGCAAUCUCUAGCGGACAGGAGAGAGAAAUAAGCAGUAAGCAGGGAGAUGUCGCAGCUCAGAGCUCUCAGCCGAAGGAAGUGGCAUGAUACUUGGCAGGAAGGGAAGAGACCUGAGAGGGAAGGGGCUGGUACUGGGGUGACCAUCCGAACAUCCGAUGGUGGCAGUGCUCCCAGGAAUGGCAGCUGCAUGGGGGGGCGCCACUGAACUGCCCCAGACAUCACAGAGGAGCUUCAGCUGGGGGACCAGUGCAGUUCUGAACCAGUUCAACUUGCAGCUUGUUAAAAUGGUGCACAUUUGUAUCUGGGUUGGUAAUUCAUUUGUUUUUGUCCUGUAUACAUCAUCCUGCAGCUCGUGUGAUCUUGUACAACAGUUUUGUACACCUUGUGUUGUUCGUUUCUAUCUGUUGUCCUGGGCUGGCACUCAACUCUUUCCUUUGGAGCGAGAAACUGCUGCUCCAUGGGAGGAAAAAGCAGCCCAACUAAAGGGGCAUAGGAAUUCCCAGGAAAAUGUCAAGAAUUGGUUAGAAAAGUUGUUUGCUUUCUAGUUGACCCCAGUAGCUGCAAAUAUCAAGAACUCUUACAAGAUGAGCAUUUGCCAGUGGAUAGAUAGCUGAGCUGUGCCUGAGCUCCCAGGAGGUAUUUUGGAGCUGGUGACCAUGCCAGUCAGUUGCAAGCACAGAGAGAAUGAAAAGGGAGUAAGAUACAUCAGCACAGAGCCAGAACUCAGCAGAUGAAAUUAUAAUUCCUGGAUCUGCUGCUGCUUGUCAGUAUGAUUUGUGUUAAAUUGCUGAAAAUGCCUCUGGCAUCAGUUCUUCAUCAGGUAGCAUCGCACCAUUGUUCACAGGGCCUUUGUUGGCUCUCGGUGCUGCAAAGAACAGCAAAGGGAAAAAGGGCACGUUUUCCCUGGUGCUUCUCAUGCACACCCUUUAAUGAGCUGGAACUUGGAUGGAGAUUAAAGAAACAAAUAACUAAACUGGAAAUGAACUUGAUCACAUUUAGUGGAGAUCUGAGCUUGUGGGCUGCCUUCAGCAAUGUUCUCUCCAAGCCUCCAUUUCUGCCUGCGGUGAGUGCAGCCCCGCCAGCUGGGCAAGAAGUUCGGUGCAUACAACAGGCGACUGCCCGCUGCCUCGAGCCUCUGGUGGUCCCCAGGAGAGUCAGACUGGUGUGGACUGAUGUAGCCCAAACAUUGGUAGUUUUCUCUAACAAAGAAAAUCUUGGUUUUCUUUAUGAACCUGGAGCAUGUGUCCUGCUGGCCACCUCCCUCCCUAACACCGCUUCCCUGCAGAGAGCUCUGAAUCGCCCGCAUGAGGUGAGUGAGGACCACGCAUGGCUGUGGGAAGGAGAGGGAGCAGUUCAAAGCCGCUGUGAUGAGGACAAGGAAAAGCAAGGCCUCGUGGAGAAAAAUUUAAUAUUAAGCACCUGUGCUGGAUCGGUAACAAAAGAACUGCUGGGAAGGAAUGACAGAGCUUGUGAAUGGCGCUGUGUAUGUGACCCACAGCAAACCCCCCACUCGGCUAAUAAGAGAUGGUGCCUCUCACUGGGCACAUGCUGGCAGUUAAUCUCCCUGCCAUAUGGCGGCUGUGCCUGGCACCUGCUUCUUCCGUGUGAGAUAAGGUCAGCGUCUCCCUGCGGGCACAGGUAUUUCGGAGAAUCAAUGUCGCUGCAGCAUCUCUGGCACCUGGGAAGCGCUGCCGCUCCUAGGCGCAGUGUGGGGAGCUGGAAGGGAGCGUGGUGGCCUUGGCACUGAGGCUCCUUCCAGCCCUGGAUGGCACCGAGCCUCGUGCUGACCCAUGCCCCGCACAGAUUACGCCCCUUCAUUCACAGUCUGUCAUCAAAAGGCACAAAUAGCAAGAGAUAACAGUUGUAUUUGCUUUCUUGCUGCUUUUCUCCUCCCUUUUAUCUGUUUCUACUCUAAUUCUGCCCUGUUUCCUUCCAUGUUGCUUCCUGUGUUCUCCUCAUCCCCAGCUUGUACAGUGGAGGCAAAUGCUGCCUGGCGGGGAGGGAGGAAGCAAGGCAGCACUCAGCUGUGGCUGGGGUCCUCCCAGCUGCUGAAUCCCCACCAUAGCCCCUGCCUGUCUGCCUGUAAAUGCAAACCUGUCUUUUCUACCCUUUUUUUCCUUCCGUCUCUCUUUGGGUAUUUCAUUUUAUCUUCCACUUUAUGCUCUCCAGCCAUCUGUCUCCCUUCUCCUC
Messenger RNA from Oxyura jamaicensis (ruddy duck), 3259 nucleotides. RefSeq lists its product as uncharacterized. Lineage: Eukaryota; Metazoa; Chordata; Aves; Anseriformes; Anatidae. The transcript is spliced from 2 exons. The record is from RefSeq and is a predicted model, not a curated record. The coding region runs from base 1839 to 2816 and encodes 325 amino acids.